UGGGGAGGUCCAGGCGGUCGCGGUGGUGGUGGAGGCUGGGGCUGGGGAGGCCCUGGCGGCUGGGGUGGCAAUCGCUUCGGCGGCGGAUUUGGACGUGAGUAUUAA
Strongylus vulgaris is the source of this 105-nucleotide messenger RNA. NCBI's taxonomy places the organism in Eukaryota, Metazoa, Nematoda, Chromadorea, Rhabditida, Strongylidae. The record is from the annotation of a GenBank genome assembly.